Molecule: messenger RNA, 2916 nt
Organism: Thalassophryne amazonica
Lineage: Eukaryota; Metazoa; Chordata; Actinopteri; Batrachoidiformes; Batrachoididae
Gene: sh3gl2a
Product: SH3 domain containing GRB2 like 2a, endophilin A1
Exons: 12
Coding region: 136-1215 (359 amino acids)
Biological process (GO): synaptic vesicle uncoating
Cellular component (GO): glutamatergic synapse; presynapse; cytoplasm
Molecular function (GO): protein binding
Source: RefSeq, a predicted model, not a curated record
ACCUGAUCGGGACUUGAUGCGCCUCUCUGUCGGGAGAUCCCUCCUCUGGUUGAGAACGGUGCAGACUCGGGUCAGACUCUACCGGACGAUCACCCGAACCGAUCAGGACCGAGACUCCCUGCGGCACCUCUCACCAUGUCUGUAGCGGGGCUGAAGAAACAGUUCCACAAAGCCACUCAGAAAGUGAGUGAGAAAGUUGGAGGCGCAGAAGGAACGAAGCUCGAUGAAGACUUCACUGAAAUGGAAAAGAAAGUGGACACCACUGAUCGGGCAGUGCUGGACAUCAUGACAAAGACGACGGAGUAUCUUCAGCCUAAUCCAGCUACCAGAGCUAAGAUGAGCAUGAUGAACUCUGUGUCACGUAUUCGUGGCCAGGAAAAAGGACCCGGAUACACACAGACCGAGACCAUCCUAGGAGAGACGAUGCAGAGAUUUGGCAGGGAGCUCGGAGAGGAGUCAAACUUUGGCCUUGCUCUGCUUGAUGCCGGAGAGGCCAUGCGUGAGCUGGGGGAGGUUAAGGAUGCUCUGGACAUGGAGGUUAAGCAGAACUUCAUCGAUCCUUUGCAGAACCUGCAUGAAAAAGAUCUCAAGGAGAUUCAGCAUCACCUGAAGAAAAUGGAAGGUCGCCGCCUGGAUUUUGAUUAUAAAAAGAAAAGGCAGGGAAAAGUGACAGAUGACGAGAUCAAACAAGCCCUGGAGAAAUUUGAUGACUCCAAAGACAUUGCUGAGCAGAGCAUGUUCAAUCUACUGGAGAGCGACAUUGAACAGGUGAGUCAGCUUGCUUCUCUGGUCCAAGCCCAAGUGGAGUACCACAGCCGAGCUGCUGAGAUCCUCACACAGCUGUCCAGUAAAAUCGAUGAACGGAUAAGAGAAGCUUCCAGCAAACCAAGGAAAGAGUAUGUUCCUAAACCACGCACAUCUCUGGAUUUCUCCAUCAGUGAGAACUACAAUGGAGGCAUCCACGGUGCGCGGUCCCCAGGGGCAAAGUCUCCAGCAAGAUCUCCAGCCAGGUCUCCAGCCCCCGUGGACCAGCCGAGCUGUCGCGCUCUCUACGACUUUGACCCUGAGAAUGAGGGCGAGCUAGGCUUCAAGGAGGGCGAUAUCAUCACCCUGACCAAUAAGAUCGAUGAAAACUGGUACGAGGGUAUGUUACACGGUAACUCCGGCUUCUUCCCCAUCAACUACGUGGACAUCCUGGUGCCACUGCCUCAUUAGGACUUCACACUGUCCAGAAGGAUGACCAGCUGCUUCCUGACCUCCACAAACCCCCAUAUUCCCAGAUACCUUUUCCUACCAACAAACCACUUCUUCUCCACUUCAAAGAAGUAAACAGCAAACCACACAGUAAUGAAGACGUAGGGAUGAGGUUGAUGAAGAAAGCAAGUAUACACCAAUUAAUGUGAAAAUAAACUUUCAUCUUAUAUAAGGGAAAAUCAGCGUUGAUGCUGCUGCUUUCCUCCCAUCAGGAGGUACCUUCAGGCUUCCAUAGUCAUUAAAUCUAUUUAUGUCCUGGCUUUAUCUGGGCUUAAGUUGUCUGUUAGCCUGCUGAACCGCUUUGCAAAGUCACACUUACAUUCAUUGUUCUUUCUGGAAAAGUCUACAUAGAAUUUCACACACUAAAAAAAUUUUUGUGUCAGUGUUUUAUCUUAUUGAGCUCAGUUGCAUUUAUUUGUCGUCUUUUUAAAGGUAGCCAACAUUGUUAAGUUGUGUUCACAUUAUUGGGGCAAAACAUAUUUUGGAUAUUGUGUAAGUGGUGUGUUGCGACAGUGUUUCAAGGAGGAAAAUGAUGCACACCACUGGAGGCGCACCAUGUCACAAAUUCAAAUUUGUUGAUUGUGCUGAACAGCCAGUGAGCUACUGUGCUAACGAAGGGAAGGCGCUAAUGCUAAUAGUUGUUAAAAGAAGCCAACAUGGCCCAAACUCUGAGGCUCACUGGUCCUCACCACUAGCUAUAAGAAUUAAACCAUUUCAGGGUUGAAUACAGAGUAGUUUUUAAAGUUACAGACUGAAAUUCUGCUGGCUCACUAUCUCAUUUACUCACUGACUCCAUUAAUUCUAUGCAUGUCCUGCUAACUGCAGGGAAUAUGUGUAUGUAAUUUCCAGAAUUGUACAACAAACUAGUUUAUUGUCAGAACAGAAGUUUAAAAAAAAAACUGCAUGGGGGAAAUGGCAGCUUUUAAAAGCAGCUGUCCAGAUUGUGAUUAAAAAGUCUGAAAUAAGGGCAGCUAUUGAAUUCAAGCUAAUGACAUAGCUAAUGCUAGCAACAUUUAGUAAUAAAGUAGUAAAUGUAACUGCACCACCAACAAUUCUGGAGCGGUAAUGAUCCGCACGGAGCAGUACAGCACACAGAGAACAAGGUAAGGCCCAGCAAUACCAAUUGUGAACACAGCUUUACUUUCAAAUAUCCUGUGUAAACUAUGGCCUUCACAUUUGUUCUCCGGCGUUUUGACAAAGAAUUUAGCCUCUUUGCGCUUGCAGCUGUAUAUCCCACUGGAGGGGUUUUCUUGUAGGAUUCGUCUAAUUGAGGACUUAACAAUCAAGAUUACACUAAGCACACAUUAAAAAUGUAUGCAUAUACAGUAUGAUUUACAGUAGAUACCAAAGUUACAAGCAGGAACCCGAAUCAAGAUGAUGCGCAAAUCUGUCUGAUGCAAUGGCUUGGAUUUUGCAGUCACUUGUUAUUCAUUUUUAUCAGGAGAUAGAAAUUAGGUCACACUCUGUACGAAAACAAUAUUUUGGAGGUAGUGUUUAGUGAAGUGUAACAUAAUUUGCAAAAAGACAAAUUGUGAAACUUGAAGUGAAGACUAAUAUGGUGCACUUGCUCAGUAUGAUGUAAGUUUCAAUUCUUCAACAUGUAUUUUCAACAACUUGUAUAAAAAAUGUUUGAUGUAUUGUGAUAUUAAAAAGCUGUAGGAA